UGGAGUAGAGUCCAAGAACCCAAAAAGAGCAGAUGUCAUCUAUUCGACACAUAACCUCAUUUAAUUCCUAUAAACUAAAAUAAUUUUAAUUUAUACAAUAUUUAAAUAAAUAAUGGCACUUUUAGUAGGGUGGCGAUAUGUAGCUUUAAUUAGUGGUCUUGUAGGAACUAUAGGUCUAGCAAUAUAUCCAAUUAUAAUUGAUCCCAUGACCAAUCCUGAUAAAUAUAAAAAAAUCCAAGAGAAUGCAAGGCAGGGAAUACGACAAGAAGACAUUCAACCGGGCAAUAUGAAAGUGUGGAGUGAUCCAUUUGACAGAAAAAAAUCUAGUCAAUAAUAAAUAGUGCUUUUCGAUUGUAUAUAGUCUAGUUGUAUUAUUAAAAAUAAUAUAUAUUUAUUUUUAAGCAAUUCUGGUUUUAUAUACUAUAUUUGGACAUUUACAAAACAGUGAUUACAAUGGGUGUUCACUAUAAUGAAUCUUGUCCAUCAUGGGUGAAUCUGUAUUUUUUGAAUAUUAUGUAAUGAGAACCAACUGAAAGAAAAAAUAUAUAAGUAUAUUCAA
Messenger RNA from Diorhabda sublineata, 559 nucleotides. Its product is annotated as small integral membrane protein 20. The record is from RefSeq and is a predicted model, not a curated record. The transcript is spliced from 3 exons. Gene Ontology annotation, biological process: mitochondrial respiratory chain complex IV assembly. Bases 113 to 334 code for a protein of 73 amino acids. NCBI's taxonomy places the organism in Eukaryota, Metazoa, Arthropoda, Insecta, Coleoptera, Chrysomelidae. Gene Ontology annotation, cellular component: mitochondrial inner membrane.